This is a messenger RNA of Sycon ciliatum, 2182 nucleotides long. RefSeq lists its product as uncharacterized. The transcript has 5 exons. The coding region runs from base 1 to 1590 and encodes 529 amino acids. Gene Ontology annotation, molecular function: protein binding. NCBI's taxonomy places the organism in Eukaryota, Metazoa, Porifera, Calcarea, Leucosolenida, Sycettidae. The record is from RefSeq and is a predicted model, not a curated record.
AUGGGAACUGCUAAAGUCACCACAAAGCCAUUGAUACGCCGCUGUCUCUCUAACCGUCCUGGGGACCGACCGUCAGCCGAGCAAGCGCACGAAGAGAUCAAACGUUUCUUGGCCAUGUUCAACAGUAUUUUGCCGAGUCAGCCUAGCACUGCUGGUACAGCGGUUACCAGGCAACUAGAGUCGAUUUCACAGCAGCUAAGCCAGCAAGCUACAUGCAUUGCUGACAUCACCGCACGCAGCUCUGCAGUAGAGGACCAACUCAGCAGCAUAACACAGCGUCUUGUCGACACUCAGCUGGAAACCAACGCUAUCCGUGGCCAACUGCAGACUACGAGCCAGCAAGUGACUGGGAUCCGUGACCGACUGGAGACUACGAACCAACAAGUGACUGGGAUCCGUGACCGACUGGAGACUACGACCGAACAAGUCACCAGCCUGCAAGGACAUGUAGCCGUAGUUGCCAGUCAACAGACAGACCUACGUGCAUCCAUCAGUGAGCAGCUAGAUGAGACCAACAGACGGGUGAAUGAUCAGCUAUCACAACUUCGCUCCACAGUACAGGUUGGUGACAGGUCUAGACAACACUCUGCUGCACCCGCCGCACGUUCCUUGACUCUCACACCGGACAAGAUUCGGCGCAUCACACGGGAGAGAAAGGUUGGUGACAGGUCUAGACAACACUCUGCUGCACCCGCCGCACGUUCCUUGACUCUCACACCGGACAAGAUUCGGCGCAUCACACGGGAGAGAAAGUGGAUCAAAGCAGAAUCCACUCGUGGUUGUUCCCCAAAACUCAUCAUCCACAACAACACUCUCGUUGCUGUCUGUGAAGAUGAUUAUGCCAUUACAAGCAUCCAGCAGACUACAGACGUACGUCACUGGACUGACCUUCCUCUUCCACGUCGUGGUGGUCCAUUUCAAUACCCAUCCCUAGCUAGCAAUGGUCAGGUUUUGUACAUGUAUUGUCAUGACAACCAAGAUCAAGCUGUUCUACUGCAGUACAAUCAGCAUGAUAGGCAGUGGGUGGAAGUAGCAAAGGUGCCGCCGGCGCAUGGCCAGCACCUUGGCUGUGUUGUACAUGCUACUGACACUAGUGUUAGUCUUCUAGGUGGCUUCACCAGUAGAUCAGGUAUGAGCGACUGUGUUUGUGUUAGCUGUUACACACUGCUUGACAAGCAGUGGAAAUCCUCUGCUCUCCCCUCACAUUCACUACCUGCUCUUCCAUGUGACUGUGCACUUGCCUCACUUGUCGCCUGUCACGGUUCACCGUACAUCAUUGGUGGUAACACUGGGUGUUUCCUCCAGUACACUGAUGAUGGUCACUGGCAAGAGGCUGUAAAACCAGAUGGUGUAGACCUGGAGUUCAGCCGGGCAUGUUCACUGUCUGAUGAUAGUCUAGUCAUUGCCGGUGAGGGUUCAGACUCAGAGUAUAUUAUGUGUACUGUGUACAAUGUACGUACACAUUGUGUCUAUGAGUUGCCCAGUGUACAUAGUGCAGGGUAUGGUGCAUCAUCACUAGCACUACUCAAUGGAGUAGUGGUGCUCAGUACAAGAGAGGGCCUCCUCUACACCCUGGAUAUGAAGAUUUGAGCAGGAUAUAGGCGGCACAGAACUACUGCCUUACCAUAUUCAAAUUCUGUACUUGAUAUUUUUAAUUAACUGAUGUUUGUAUGAUGUAACUUGGUGUUUUCUUCCAGAUUUUCUCUACUUUUCUCUGUAGCCCAUGUACUGUAUACUAUAGUAAUAUGCUAGAGUAACUCCAUCCUUACAUUACCUGUACAUAUCAAUACCUACAUUGACAAUGCACACGCAGAAUUCGGUUUCCUUGCCUCUGAUCAUGAUCAUGCUGUUCACAAAUCCUAUUUUACCAUUUCUCUAUUGUUUGUUAGACAGUCAUGUACCUACCUGUACAUGUAACGGACUGCAUCACCUUGUGCCUUGCUACCAUGCUACAAUGCUAUGCCUAGACUUGAUGACAUCAUUGCUUUUGAUAUGUAGGUCUGGAUGACCUCAUUGCUUUUGAUAUCUAGGUAUAUUACUCUAUGAUCUAGGUCUGGAUGACCUCAUUGUGCAUUGAACCCAGGUUUGAAUGAUGUCAUUGGACUUUAAUCUUCCUCAUGCAAUUGUGUACGCACCCUGAUAUUUUUCCUUUCAAAGUCGACUUGGUUUCUCUCACUUUCAA